UAGUAACACAGAUUUUGCAGUGCCAGUGUGUCGUGUGUCGUCCAGUGUCAGAUAUGACAAACUAUUGCCAAUUGAUGUAAACGAAUUCGCCGUGCGUUGCCAAGUGAAGUGUAACAGUGUAUCAGCAGGUUUCAGACGACGCUUUCACCGUUUUCGCACGCCACCCCCCCCCCCCCCCCACACACACACACACACUCACACUCACACACAGACACGCACUGCACUGCAGAAAAUAGCAGAGAAUACAAGAACAAGAACAAUUGAAUCUGCAAUUUGAAUUGUGAUCCCCCGCAAGAUGCAACAGAACGCAGCAAGCAAUCCGUUUUCGGUGGCCGCCUAUGGCGAUCGACCCCAAAUAGGGCUGGACGUGGAGUUCGGCGCCGAUCCGGCCAGCGGUGCCGCAUUCUUUCAGAGCGAUGGCCGCAAGCAUGACGACCUCAAGCAGAUGCUGGACAGCAAUAAGGACGGCCUCAAGCUGGAGGCGAUGAAGCGCAUCAUUGGGAUGAUAGCGCGCGGACGCGAUGCCAGCGAUCUGUUUCCGGCUGUCGUCAAGAAUGUCGUGUCCAAGAAUAUUGAGGUGAAGAAACUGGUGUAUGUCUAUUUGGUGCGCUAUGCCGAGGAGCAGCAGGAUUUGGCACUGCUCUCCAUAUCAACAUUCCAGCGCGCACUGAAGGAUCCCAAUCAGUUAAUACGCGCCUCAGCAUUGCGCGUCCUCUCUUCCAUACGGGUCAGCAUGAUUGUGCCCAUUGUUAUGCUGGCGAUCCGGGACAGCGCCGCCGAUCUGAGUGCAUAUGUGCGCAAGACGGCAGCGCAUGCCAUACCCAAGCUGUACUCGCUGGACGCCGAGCAGAAGGACGAGCUGGUCACGGUCAUUGAGAAGCUCCUCUCGGAUCGCACCACGCUCGUGGUGGGCUCUGCCGUCAUGGCCUUUGAUGAGGUUUGCCCGGAACGCGUGGAUCUAAUACACAAGAACUAUCGCAAGCUGUGCAAUCUGCUCGUGGAUGUGGAUGAAUGGGGCCAGGUGAUUAUCAUCAAUAUGUUGACGCGCUAUGCACGCACCCAGUUCGUUGAUCCCAAUGCGGACGAGGAGCCGGGCCAGAAUGAGGCUCUGGACGCGGAUGCGCCCCCCAAUGAGCGCUUCUAUGAUGAGUCCUCAAAUUCCAGCAGCGAUGCGAAUGCCACCAGCGAGGACGAGGCCACAGCGACAGGCACAGCCACGGCCAAGGGCAAGGCCAAGGCCAAGUCGAGCAACAACAACAGCAACAACAAUGACAAAGACAAUGAGAAUAGCAGCAACAAUUACCACAUCGACCUGGAUCAUCGCCUGCUGCUGCGCCAGACCAAGCCGCUGCUGCAGUCACGCAAUGCUUCAGUUGUGAUGGCCGUGGCCCAGCUCUACCAUCAUGUGGCGCCUCGCAAUGAGGUGCAGCUAAUAGCCAAGGCUCUCAUACGGCUGUUGCGUUCGCACAAGGAGGUGCAGAGCGUGGUGCUCAAUUGCAUUGCGUCCAUGUCGGGGCGACGCAAGGUCAUCUUUGAGCCGCAUCUCAAGUCGUUCUUUGUGCGCACCAGCGAUCCCACGCACAUCAAGCUACUCAAGCUGGACAUACUCACAAAUCUGGCGUCCGCCUCGAGCAUCUCGCUCAUCUUGCGCGAAUUCCAGACCUACAUCUCCAGCAACGAUCGUCCGUUCGUGGCGGCCACCAUUCAGGCCAUCGGACGCUGUGCAGCCAGCAUCAAGGCGGUCACCGAGACUUGCCUCAGCGGUCUAGUGCAUCUACUCUCCAAUCAUGAUGAGCACGUGGUCGCCGAGAGCGUGGUGGUCAUCAAGAAGCUGCUGCAGAGCAAGGCCGCCGAGCACUACGAGAUUAUCACCCAGAUGGCCAAGCUGAUUGACUACAUCAAUGUGGCGGCUGCGCGUGCGGCAAUCAUUUGGCUAAUUGGCGAAUACAAUGAGAAGGUGCCGCUUAUCGCGCCAGAUGUGCUGCGGAAGAUGGCCAAAUCGUUUGUGGAUGAGCAGGAUGUGGUCAAGCUGCAGGUGCUCAAUCUGGGCGUCAAGCUCUAUCUGACCAAUCCGGCGCAGACGUCGCUGCUCUGCCAGUACGUGUUCACGCUGGCCCGCUACGAUACCAACUAUGAUGUCCGCGAUCGGGCGCGUUUUCUGCGCCAGUUCAUCUUCCCCGCCAGCGGCGGCACCACUGUGCUCACGGAGCACGCACGUCAGGUGUUUCUGGCUGCCAAGCCGGCACCCGUGCCGGAAAGCAAAUACCGUGACAGCAAUAUCUAUCAGCUUGGCUCUCUAUCGCACUAUCUAAAUAUGCAAGCGACCGGCUACAAAGAACUGCCCGCAUUUCCCGUCGUCGCACCCGAUGCCAGUGUGCGCAACAUUGCCGGCUACAUGCAGGAGAAGCUGCCCGGCGAGAGUCCCGCCCGCAGCAAGUCCUCCUCAGCCAAGGGCGCUGGCAAGGAGGCGCGCGAAAAGGGCUUCCUAUCCGAGUCGGAGAAGUCAUCCGCCUACACCGAGUCCAGCGGCAGCAGCAGCGACUCCAGCAGCGACAGCUCAUCCGGCAGCGACAGCGAACAGGAGGAUCAGAUCAAACCGGCACAAGACAAGACACCAAAGGCUGCCAGUGCGGCGCCCAAGCUGAUCGAUGAGACCAGUGGCAAUUCGACCGAUGCUGCCGCCGGCGCCAGUUCCGCAACGGGCCAUAAUCUCAACAACAAUGCUGUUGCCGAUUCGGGCACCUCGGACAGCGGCGAGUCCUCGCUCUACAGCGGCAGCGACGGCGACAGCAGCGAUUCGGGCAGCGACAGCGAGCAGCAGCAGCAGCAGCAGCAGCAGCAGAAGCACAAGCCAAAGGAUUCGGCUGAGCAGAAGCAGCAGCCGUCGUCUCAGCCGGAACCGCAGCCGCCAGCCAAAAGCAGUCUGGAUCUGCUGCUCGAUCUGGACGAUAUACCGCCCAUUGGGCCUGUGAUGACGCCCUCGCUGGGUGGAUUCCUAACGCCAGGCACACCGAUGAUGCCUGGCCAGGCUACUUUGCAGCCGCAGCAGGCGCGCAAUCGGAUCGAAUUGGUUGGACCCUCGCACACGGAAUUCAAGCACAAGGAGCUGCUGAACAAGGUCAGCGGACAUGGCUUGCAGCUCUCGUAUCGCUUCACACGAGCACCGCAUCUCUACUCGUCGGCCAUGUGCUCCAUUGAGCUGCAGUUUCAGAAUCGCAGCGACCAGGAGCUGACCAGCAUACGCAUGGGCCAGCAGCAGCUGCCGCCGGGCAUGCUGCUCAGUGAAUUUGCCCCGAUAGCACAGCUGCAGCCCCAGCAGCUGGCGAGCGGCAUACUGGGCGUGGACUUUAACGAUACAACGCAUGCGAUCGACUUCGAGCUAAUCUCCAGCGGCGGCAGUGCACGCGUCCAGCUAAAGCCGCCGGUGGGCGAGCUGGUCCGGUCGGUCCAAAUCGGCGAGAGCUGUCACCGGGAGGAGCGUGCCAAGCUGCGCGGCAUGAACGAGCACCAGUGCGAGCUGCGCGGCAUGCAGCGUGACCAAGUCGAUCUGUUGGCGCUCAAGCAAAAGGUAUACGAGUGCCUCAACGUGGCGCACACAUACAGCUCGCCGGCGGAGCAGCUGCAUUGCUUUGCGGGGCAAACGCUCAGCUCCAAGAGCCUGGUGCUGCUCACGCUGCAAUGGCAAACGGAUGACGCGCUCACCCUGCUGGUCAACUGCGAGAAGAUGGUCAUCGGCUCCAUGGUGCUCAACGAGCUGCGCAAUGCGCUCCAGCUGAGCUUUGCCAUCUAAGAGCAGACCCUAUAUAUAUAUAUAUAUAUAUAUGUGUGUGUGUGUGUGUAUAUAUAUUAGGCAACCUUUGUAAUUGUAAUCCAGCCAGAUUAAUCAGUUGAAACUAUUGUUAACUGAACAAAUUAUGUGCAGCACACAACAUGGUUUCCAUGGCCCAAUACAAAUGCUACAUAGAACAAAGCCGCAGCAUUACGUAUAUAGAAAAUAACAUAUAACACAACAUAUAUAUAUAUAUAUAUAUAUAUAUAUAUACACAUACGUCAAUACUAGAUUAUACGAAAUGCGAUUCCAAACAGCUUAAAUGAAGUAAAAGCUAAGCAAAGCAAACUUAAAGAAAAACUUGACAAUUUUGUUGCAUGUGUGUGUCUAUAUCUAUGCAUAUAUUUGUAUUUGUACUAUUAAGUCAUAUAUAUUUAUAUAUAUAUAUAUACACGUAUGUGCAGCUAUGUGUGCGUGCGUGUGUGUGUGUGUGUGUGUGUAUGCGUGUGUUUUUGAUGUUGUAACUCUGUUGCCUUUGUGUGCUCUAUGCGGCCUUUUUCGAACUCUCUAACAGAACUAUAUAAAUAUAAAAGCAUAUAUAUAUAUAUAUAGAAAUCAUAUCUAACUGAUGUCUAGCAGCAAAAACUAAUUGUUAACUGAAAUUGUUGCCUAAUUAGCUCGAUGACAAAUUGAAAGCUACUUUAUCUUAUAUAUACAUAU
Molecule: messenger RNA, 4489 nt
Organism: Drosophila montana
Lineage: Eukaryota; Metazoa; Arthropoda; Insecta; Diptera; Drosophilidae
Gene: rb
Product: adaptor related protein complex 3 subunit ruby
Exons: 4
Coding region: 296-3790 (1164 amino acids)
Biological process (GO): intracellular protein transport; vesicle-mediated transport
Cellular component (GO): membrane coat; AP-3 adaptor complex
Source: RefSeq, a predicted model, not a curated record